CCUUGCCUUUGGCAUGCUUAGAUGAAAUCCUACAUCUGGCUUCAAACUGUGGAUGGCUCUAUUCAUCAAGUAGAGGAAGAGGUAGCCAUGUUUUGCCCCAUGAUUUGCCAGGAAGUACUUCAAACAGGCAUGGGAUCUUCCAAAACUUGUGCUAUAUCUCUUCCACAUCAUGUCAAUCCUGCAAUCUUGGAUUUGAUACUUGAUUACUGUCGGUUUCACCAAGUACCAGGACAUUCUAACAAGGAGCUCAAAAUUUUCAACGAGAAGUUUGUUCGGAUAGAUACAAAGAAGUUAUGUGAGUUGACAUCUGCUGCUGACAGCCUCCAACUGAAGCCUUUGGUUGACCUGACCAGUCGAGCCCUUGCUAGGAUUAUUGAAGGAAAAACUCCUGAGGAGAUUCGUGAAACAUUUCAUUUGCCUGAUGACCUGACUGAGGAAGAGAAGCUGGAGCCUCUGAGAAACGUAACUGAUGAUCCACGUAUUCGACUUCUAAACAGAUUGUAUGCUAGAAAGAGGAAAGAACUACAAGAGAAAAAGAAACUGAAGGAUGUUGCGGUUGAGGAGGAACCAAAGGAUGAGCGUUCAGUUGAAGAUCUUCUAUCAUUUAUUAAUGGCGCAGAUGGAGAUAUAAAGGGAACUAGAGCAAGUAAAAAUAAAAAGAAGAGUAGAAGGAAAGACCAGGCAAAGGAUCUUUCUUCAAAAAAUGCAAAUGAAAACAAUAAGGGGUUGAAUCUUCUUCCUUCUGCAUAUCACAAUGUCAAUUUUGACAAGGCCUUAGAGGCCUCUGCAAGUAAACACUCAAGGAUGCAAACCAUUCCAGCUGUUAAUUUUUCUCCAAAAUUUGAAUUUAUUGAUGGUGAUGUUGACGAUGAUUUAGAUCCUGCUGUGAAGGAGGAGCUUGACAGGGAAGUGGAAGAUUUUGCGCGAAGAUUGAAUUCAGAUUGGCCUGAAAGGAUGCAAAUUUUAUCUUUGGGUCAGGACAGAAGACUGGUACCAAUUUCUGUGAAUGGCAAUGGUUCAACGCACCUGUACACGAGUCUGUGUUGAUGGUGAGGAGUUGCAGCUGGGUUCAUGAUUGCAAGUCUAUCAUUGAGCAUUUUAACUUAUGGUACAUAUAGGCUUUUGAUGAUAGUACAGCACUGGCAGAUAAUUCAAUUUCCAAGUUUAGAGGAAGUUGAAGUGAUUUGAAAGGAUGGCAGCUCAGAGUUUGAAAGUCUCUUUGUAAACACCAUGUGAGUAAUAUUUAUUUGUUCCUUAUAACUUAUAAUCAAACUGUGGCUUUGUUUCUUAAAUUUGAGCUUUUUGAAUUCUGCGAAAAAGGGGAGAGAGGGACUGAUAGAGAAAGAGAAAAUGUGUGAAAAAAAGGAUGAAUAAAAAGAAUCUUGAAAAGCAAUUUACCUUGCCCUUGUUUCCUUGUAUUUAUUCCAAUCUCCAUGAUAAUUCCAGGCCUUUGAAUUUUUAAAAUUUAAUUUCAUUGUUAUAUUUUUGUUUCUAUGGUAUAGUUAGUUUGUAGAUGAGUAAUAGUGUUCCCCUUCAGUUGCACAACCAACUUAAUCUCUCCAAGCUUUUUCGUCUAAUUCUACUAUUAUAGCUGAAUUUUCUUGUACCUUUUAGUGGUCAGUAUGAGAGAGGAUUGAUUGCGUACUUACCAUAAAGGAAAACGAAUUUUCAUUUUAGCUUUGGCUUCAUAUCAUUUAUAAGAUGUUACUGAACGAUAAGGGCACACCUCUAUGUACGUUUAGAGUUAUACUGCUCUCUGGGUUAAUAUGCUUCACUAGUAUUUUUUU
This is a messenger RNA of Vigna umbellata (rice bean), 1787 nucleotides long. Its product is annotated as SKP1-like protein 21. Lineage: Eukaryota; Viridiplantae; Streptophyta; Magnoliopsida; Fabales; Fabaceae. The record is from RefSeq and is a predicted model, not a curated record. Gene Ontology annotation, biological process: ubiquitin-dependent protein catabolic process.